UUGGAACUAAACUAUCGUUGUGAUGUCAUCCCUAAGUUGCGGAUCAUAUUAUAGCUUCAAUUUUAUUUUCGUUAGAAGAGCUGCCCACAGGUGGGAGACGUUACUCCAUUCGCCACUGGCUGCAUCGUGGAACGGGAAAGGAAACCAUGGCGCUGGCCAUCAAGAAGCGCUUCGGCUCCUACGCGGAAACGGUGGAAGGGGCGCCGGCGGUAAAGAAGCUGCGUCUGCAAACACUAGCCGCCGAUUCGAAGGCCGGGAAAGCCGGAAAAGCGGGAAAUGCAGAGCGCAAGCUGACGGCACUCAGCCAACUGGACGUGUAUGUGGGGAAUCUGCUGCCGUCGGCCCUGCCCCCUGGGCCACCGACUGCUCCCCCGGCCGCCACGCCUUCCGGCGCCGCCGUCCUUGGGAAUCUGCCCGCAGCGACAGGAGGUCCCACCACCCAACUGGCGGCCGGGAAUAGCAGGGAGCUCCUCGAGCUCCUGGUCAAAAUCACCGACGAGAUAUCCUACGAAGACGUGGAACUGGCCGAGCUAAAGGAGGUGGCCAACAAGAUCUUCCAGCUGUAUCAGCUGCAGGAGCGCGACAGCGACACCUCCAUCCGGGUGAAGCUGCUCGAGCUACUGUCCGGACUCGGCUGUGAGUGUGCCACCGAGCAGGCGGUGACCAUGAUCAUCGACUACUUCAUCUUCCUUCUGAGGAAGGAGGUCUCCCAAAAGGUGCUUGCCCAGGGCAUGAUGUGCCUCUUCCGGAUCGGGGAGCGCCGGAAGCAUCUGGUACCCAUCUCGUACAACACCCAGGUGGCCCAUUUGGCCAAGGAGCAGCUGCGCUCCGGCUCCACGCACACGCAGAAGAACGCUAUGCUGGUCAUCGGUCGGUUCGCCACCAAAAUGGAGGGCGAGCGGCACUACGUGUGGAAGCUAGCCUUUUACAUUGACUCGCAGGACUCGGGCGUUCGGGCACAGGCUCUGCACGCCCUGCUAACCCUCGGCGAGCGGGGAUCCCAGCUGCCUGCGGUGCUCUACAAGCGUGCCGUUGAGGCCAUGAAGGAUGACUACGAGUGCGUGCGCAAGGAGGCCCUGCGCCUGGUCUUCAUGCUGGGCAACCGGCAUCCGGACUACAUUAUACCCUCGGACCGCCAGCAGGAGGAGCUGCGCAUGAUAGACGCCGCCUUCAGCAAGGUGUGCGAGGCCCUGUGCGAUCUCUCGCUGCAGAUUCGUGUGCUCGCUGCGGAACUGCUGGGAGGGAUGACGGCCGUCAGCAGGGAGUUCCUGCACCAAACGCUGGACAAGAAGCUGAUGAGCAAUCUGCGACGCAAGCGAACGGCGCACGAGCGGGGUGCCCGCCUGGUGACCAGCGGCGAGUGGUCGUCUGGCAAGCGGUGGGCGGACGAUGCGCCGCAGGAGCACCUGGACGCCCGGAGCAUCUCGAUCAUAGCCAGCGGAGCCUGUGGCGCCCUCAUACAUGGCCUGGAGGAUGAGUUCCUCGAGGUACGCACAGCGGCCGUUGCCUCCAUGUGCAAGCUGGCCCUCUCCCGGCCGGAUUUCGCGGUGACCAGCCUCGACUUCCUCGUGGACAUGUUCAACGACGAGAUCGAGGACGUGCGGCUGAAGGCCAUCUACAGCCUGACGGCCAUUGCCAGGCACAUAGUGCUGCGCGAGGAUCAGCUGGAGAUAAUGCUCGGCUCGCUCGAGGACUACUCGGUGGACGUGCGCGAAGGACUUCAUCUCAUGCUUGGUGCCUGCCGGGUGUCUACACAAACGUGCCUGCUGAUGGUGGUGCAGAAGCUGCUGGAUGUGCUGGCCAAGUACCCGCAGGAUCGGCACUCUACGUACGCCUGCAUGCGCAAGAUUGGCCAGAAGCAUCCGCACCUGGUGAUGGCCGUGGCCGUUCAUUUGCUGUACGUGCAUCCCUUCUUCGAGACGCCCGAACGGGAUGUCGAGGAUCCGGCCUACCUGUGCGUUCUAAUACUCGUUUUCAAUGCGGCGGAACACUUGGUGCCCAUCAUCAGUCUGCUUCCCACGGCCACCCAUCGGCACUACGCCUAUCUGAGGGACUCGAUGCCGAAUCUGGUGCCCCAGCUGCCCAUCGAGGGGGCGUCCUCGGCGAGUGCCACACACAGAAUCGAUUCGGCCCUGCGACAAGCGGGCAGCUCGGCGGAGUACCUGCAGAUGAUCCUUAGCCACAUCGAGGAGAUCUUCACCAUGGCUGACGAGCGUGUCGAGCUGCUUCAGACGGCCCAAUCCAAUCUGCAGCGCCUGGGAGCCAUCGAUGCGGGAAUGUACGGCACAUCGAACUUUCUGGAGACCUUCCUGGCGGCCCAAAUUCAGAUCGAACAGAUGCAGCGCUGCGCCAGCACGCAGCGGAGCCGGGUGCCGCUGAAGGAAUCCCUGGCGGCACUUAUUCGCAACUGCCUCAAGUUGCAGCACACGUUCUCCGGCCUCAACUACGGCGAUAUCCUGCAGGUGAAGCAGCUGCGAUUGAGGGCCUGCGCCCUGCACUUGGUUCUGGUGGUCAGGGAUCGCUCGCAGAGUGCUUUGGGUCCCUGCCAGAUGCUAUUGCAAACCGCCGGUGAUAUCAGUGAGUUCAUCAAGGCGAAUACAAAGGACGAGGAGGAUAAGCCGCCGGUGGGAGUCUUGCCAUUGCUGGAGACCGAGCACUGCAAAAAGGAGCCGGCACGAAGGGAUGCCCAGCCGGAUAGCUUCACCCGCCAGUUGCUAAGCAAACUGGAUGGCAUAUCGGAUCCAAAACCGGGUCGCGUCUUCCGCGAGAUUCUGCCGUUGGUCCAGCAGGCUCCGCCGCUGGCAUUGCCACCCGCCAAUGAGAAAAUACGCCGCUGUGUGGCCAACAUCCUGGAGCCGUGUCCGCUGCAAUCGCAGGAUAAUGUGAUCAAGGUUACCGCUGGCCUAAUAGCAGCCGUGCCCUUUGUGGCCGAGAUCGAUAAUCUCCUGGAGUCGCAGAAGGCGGACAUGCGGAUCAAGAUCAAGUACCCGGACCAGCACGUGCACACGGUGGUGCCGAAGCGAAGUGACUUCAAGCCCAUCAUGACGGAGCAGGGAGAGCACGAGACGAAUGUGCGCCUGCGCACCACCAUUCUGCUGUCGCACAGCGUUUGGACGGAGUCCUCGCUGGUGGAGAUUCAACUGUGCCUGGCCGUUCGUCCCGGCAGCGAACUGGAGCUGUGUAAGCCGGCCAAGGUGUUGUUCGCACCCAAGCCAGUCAGGCGGGGCAUUUAGCCUGACUUCCCGGGGGAUGGGUUAGAUGGAGUGGCUGUAGGUCCGGAUCUAGAGGCGGAACUGGUUGAUGGGAUCGUGGGUGAACGGCGCCGGCGGCGGAGGAGCGUAUUGAAAAGCUGACAAGGCCACACAGCCGCUGGAGCAGCAGGAAAAUCGGUUUGCCUAGCAACUGUUGGUUAGAGGAAUAAGAUAACAGUUGGGUAGCAUAUGUAUUUCUUAAAUGCAAUUAACAUAUUGUUUGAGCAUAAAUUGUAUAGGAUAUAUAAUAUAAAUUUUUUCAGUUUAAAUAACAAAUUAUGUAUA
Molecule: messenger RNA, 3536 nt
Organism: Drosophila suzukii
Lineage: Eukaryota; Metazoa; Arthropoda; Insecta; Diptera; Drosophilidae
Gene: IntS4
Product: integrator complex subunit 4
Biological process (GO): snRNA processing
Cellular component (GO): integrator complex
Source: RefSeq, a predicted model, not a curated record